CAUGUCGACCGUAGCUGAACAGCAGGGCAUUCGCCGGCGAUUUCCAAGACAAUAUCCAGGUCUCGAAUCCGACAUACAGCCCGUUCCAGUCAGCAGCAGGUAUACGCCCCCGCUAAAGAAUAUCGAGCUUCUUGAGGUGGCACACAUAUUCAGCCGCCUCGAAUGCCGAAUUCUUCAAGGUUCUGCCCAGGUUCUGCAAAACCGUACUCUAGACGAGGAUCAGAGGGAGCCCGAUGAGCAACAGCGUUUGAUUCGCCUUGAAAAGGCUGGCCGCGACCUACUUGACGUCCAUGCCGGCAAGUAUCAAUUUUCAGUAGGCUAUCUAAAAGAUCGGGAACUUUUGAGGGAAUGGGGUUUUGCCGCUGCUGUGCACCGCGAAUUAUUGAGACAAGAUUCCACAAGCAACGACGAGACAAAUUACCAAAUUGCAACAGCCUCUGCCAAAGGCCUUGAGAAAUUAGCAUCUUCUCUGCCGGCAGCAUUAAAGCUGGCUGCCGAAAAAGGGAGCCUUGACGUGUUGACAAGGAAUGCGAUAGGAGAUAAAUAUUUGUUUCUGGAUGCGAUAAUUAAUCUCCUUCACGAACAUUUGUCGACAAAUCGUCAGUUGCCAACAUGGUAA
Fusarium odoratissimum NRRL 54006 is the source of this 619-nucleotide messenger RNA. RefSeq lists its product as uncharacterized. The annotation marks the transcript as partial. The record is from RefSeq and is a predicted model, not a curated record. The transcript is spliced from 2 exons. NCBI's taxonomy places the organism in Eukaryota, Fungi, Ascomycota, Sordariomycetes, Hypocreales, Nectriaceae.